Cynara cardunculus var. scolymus (artichoke) is the source of this 2129-nucleotide messenger RNA. RefSeq names its product threonine--tRNA ligase, chloroplastic/mitochondrial 2. The record is from RefSeq and is a predicted model, not a curated record. Gene Ontology annotation, biological process: threonyl-tRNA aminoacylation. NCBI's taxonomy places the organism in Eukaryota, Viridiplantae, Streptophyta, Magnoliopsida, Asterales, Asteraceae. The transcript is spliced from 8 exons. Gene Ontology annotation, molecular function: ATP binding; threonine-tRNA ligase activity. Gene Ontology annotation, cellular component: chloroplast stroma; mitochondrion; cytoplasm. Bases 1 to 2016 code for a protein of 671 amino acids.
AUGUUUCUCCUACACAGAAUGGCGUCAUCGUCUCACCCUCUCUUCACUUCAUCUCUUCGAUUACCAUCAAACCCUGCUACAUCUUCUUCCCUUCUCUUCAACCCCAUCUCCAAACAAUUUUACGACCGAAAGUUCCGAUCCUUUUAUCUUUUCAACAAACCCCAGUAUCAUCGCUUCUCAUCAUGGCCGGCCGCUGUUGCGACCGACCCAGGUAUUGCCAUCGAAAACAAUGCUUCCGAUGACGUUCCUAAGCUGGAGGAGAAAGUAGUUCUUCCGACUAAUGAAUCAUCCCAAACGCUCCUCAGAAUUCGCCAUACUUGUGCUCAUGUUAUGGCUAUGGCCGUUCAAAAAGUGUUCCCAGAUGCCAAAGUAACGAUUGGUCCAUGGAUCGAACAUGGAUUUUACUACGAUUUUGAUAUCGAGUCUUUGACCGAUAAGGAUCUCAAGAGGAUAAAAAAGGAGAUGGAUCGUAUCAUUGGUCGAAACUUACCUCUAGUAAGAGAAGAAGUGACAAGAGACGAAGCUCAGAAAAGAAUAACGGACAUUAACGAACCUUACAAAUUGGAGAUCUUGGAUGGUAUUAAGGAAGAGCCUAUCACCAUAUAUCAUAUUGGUAAUGAAUGGUGGGAUCUGUGUGCUGGUCCUCACGUUGAAACUACUGGAGUUAUUAAUAGGCGAGCUGUACAACUCGAAUCCGUUGCCGGUGCUUAUUGGAGAGGAGACGUAAAUAAACCAAUGCUUCAAAGAAUUUAUGGCACCGCAUGGGAGAACGAAGAACAAUUGAAAGCGUAUUUACACUUCAAAGAAGAGGCUAAGCGUCGUGAUCACAGGCGUCUUGGCCAAGAUCUUGACCUCUUUUCUAUACAGGAUGAUGCCGGUGGCGGGUUAGUGUUUUGGCAUCCUAAAGGUGCCGUUGUGAGGCACAUAAUCGAAGAUUUGUGGAAAAAGAUUCACACGAAAAGUGGUUACGAUCUUCUUUAUACUCCGCAUGUGGCAAAGGCGGAUCUUUGGAGCAUUAGCGGUCAUUUGGACUUCUAUCGAGAGAAUAUGUACGAUCAGAUGAAGAUCGAGGAAGAACUUUAUCAGCUUCGUCCAAUGAACUGCCCUUACCAUAUUUUAAUUUACAAACGAAAACCUCACUCUUAUCGCGAUUUUCCAAUCCGAGUUGCUGAGUUAGGAACGGUUUAUAGAUACGAAUUAUCCGGUAGCUUACACGGGCUUUUCCGUGUAAGAGGCUUCACUCAGGAUGAUGCACAUAUUUUUUGCUUAGAGGAUCAAAUUAAAGACGAAAUAAAGGGUGUCUUGGAUCUCACCGAGCAAAUGUUGCUCCAAUUUGGCUUCGAAAAGUAUGAAGUCAACCUUUCGACUAAGCCCGAGAAAGCCGUAGGCGAUGACGAUAUAUGGGUUAAAGCAACGGGUGCACUAAAAGAAGCGUUGAACGAUAAAGGAUGGACCUAUGAAGUUGAUGAAGGUGGUGGCGCGUUUUAUGGCCCAAAGAUCGAUCUCAAGAUCGAGGACGCCCUCGGUAGGAAGUGGCAAUGCUCCACGAUACAGGUCGACUUUAACUUGCCGCAGCGUUUCGACAUCACGUAUAUUGAUUCAAACUCAGAGCGGAAGAGACCGAUCAUGAUCCACAGAGCGGUUCUUGGAUCUUUGGAGCGGUUCUUCGGAGUACUUAUCGAGCAUUAUGCUGGGGAUUUUCCAUUAUGGCUCUCGCCAAUUCAAGCUCGAAUUCUACCAGUCACCGACAGACAGCUCGAAUACUGUAAUGAGAUUACGGAGAAGAUGAAAGCUAGCGGCAUACGAGCCGAGUUGUGCACGGGGGAGCGACUGCCGAAGCUCAUUAGAAACGCGGAGAAGCAAAAGAUACCGUUAAUGGCUGUCGUGGGACCCAAGGAAGUCGAGACACAGAGCGUUACCGUAAGAUCUAGGUUUGGCGGGGAGCUGGGAACCAUGGACGUCCAUGAUUUUAUCGAUAGGAUCAAUAACGCUGUCGAAACCAGAACAUUUGUUUGAAAUGAUUUGUGAACGAAGAUUAUCGUUGCAAAUCGUGAAACGAUUGAUUAGUAAUUUUGGUAUAAACACACGUGAAACAAAUACACAAAGUAAUAAAACUAUUACGGUUACUG